Cavenderia fasciculata is the source of this 1698-nucleotide messenger RNA. RefSeq names its product cyclophilin-type peptidylprolyl cis-trans isomerase (gene ppil2). NCBI's taxonomy places the organism in Eukaryota, Evosea, Eumycetozoa, Acytosteliales, Cavenderiaceae. Gene Ontology annotation, molecular function: ubiquitin-ubiquitin ligase activity; peptidyl-prolyl cis-trans isomerase activity. Gene Ontology annotation, biological process: protein peptidyl-prolyl isomerization; protein folding; protein polyubiquitination. The transcript has 4 exons. Gene Ontology annotation, cellular component: catalytic step 2 spliceosome. The record is from RefSeq and is a predicted model, not a curated record. Bases 1 to 1698 code for a protein of 565 amino acids.
AUGGGAAGAAAGAGAAGAACAGCUAAUGUGUUUAUGACCGUUAGUGAAUGGAUCAAUGAGUUUGGUGGAAAGAGAGAAGGAGAGACACGUGGUGCAGAGCGUCCACUCCCAUUCUCAUGUUGUUGUAUGUCAUUUCAACCAUUUGAAGAUGCAAUGUGUACAAAUAAUGGUCAUCUAUAUGAUAUGCUUAAUAUUAUACCAUUUAUAAAGAAACAUGGUAUUGAUCCAGUGACUGGAAAGAAGACAACGAUGAAAGAUCUAUUUAAAGCAAAUUUUACAAUCAAUCAAGAUGGAGAUUACCUAUGUCCUAUCAUGAAGAAAUCAUUUACCGAUUACAGUCACAUUGUUAUCAAUCGUGCAACAGGCAAUGUGUUUAGCUAUGAAGCAAUUGAAAAGCUGUGCUUUGAACCAAAACAAUUGAUAGAUCCAUUGGACGACACACCAUUCACAAAAGAUGAUAUCAUUACUAUCCAAGAUCCAAAGGAUCGUUCCAAUAGAAAAUUAGAUACCUUUUAUUUUAUUAAAAAUAGAUUAGAUAUUAAUCAAAAUAAUAAUAAUGAUGGAACAUCAAAUAUAAAUGUAAAUCAAACUGCUCAAAGAAUAUUUGAUGAAUUAAAAGAAAAAGGAAUAUCUUCAUCAUCUACAUCAACAACAACUACUCAACCUUCAACAUCUACGUCAUCAACAACAAAAACUUCAUCUACUGAAUCAAAGGAAUUAAAAGAUUAUAAACAAGAAAAAGAAACAAAAUUACAAAAUCAAAGAAAACAAUCUGGACAAGCACCAUCAUUUACAUCGACUGGAUUUUCAUUGGGACAGGUUGUAGAGGAUCAUAUAGCAGAUCAACCAGGAAAGAUAACUAAAAAGAAAGGAUAUGCAAGACUGAAAACCAAUCUAGGAGAUUUAAACAUUCAACUACACUGCGAUAUUGCUCCCAAGGCAUGUGAAAACUUUUUACAACAUUGUGAAAAGGGAUAUUACAACGAUGUCAUCUUUCAUCGUUUGAUCAAAAACUUUAUGAUUCAAGGUGGUGAUCCUACCGGAUCAGGUAGAGGUGGUGAAUCAAUCUGGGGAAAACCAUUCAAAGAUGAGAAAUCGAAACUGACUCAUAGUGAACGCGGUAUUCUCAGUAUGGCAAAUAGUGGUCCAAAUACAAAUGGUUCACAAUUCUUUAUUACUCUUAGACCAUGUACUCAUUUAGAUGGUAAACAUACUAUAUUUGGAAAGGUAGUUGGAGGAUUAGAUGUUAUAAAAUUAAUGGAGAUGAUUAAAACAGAUGAAGGUGAUAGACCAAUAGGUGUAAUUAAAAUAACAGGUACACAAGUAUUUGAGAAUCCAUUCCACCAAAUAGAUCAAGAAGAAUUGGACAUUAAGAAAAAACAACAAGAAAAGAUUAACCAACAACAAUUGAAAUUUACAGACGACGACUAUGAAAAGGGUCAAUGGUACUCCAACCCAAAUCCAAAUCCUAUUAAAACAACUAAAACUGGUGUUGGUAAAUAUAUUCAAGAGACCUCUGCAGCUCCAAAGAAAUUGGCAUCAAGUAGUAGUAGUAGUAGUACGACGACAACCACCACUGCAGCAUCAGCUAGUUCAUCAUCUACUCAACUAAAAAAUCAAAUCAUUCAAGAUAGAUUACAACAACAGCAACAACAACAAAAGAAAUUAAAAUCUUUUGGUGAUUUCUCUAAUUUCUAG